Triplophysa rosa is the source of this 2182-nucleotide messenger RNA. It is a transcript of the gene tpbg, whose product is annotated as trophoblast glycoprotein b. The transcript has 2 exons. Gene Ontology annotation, molecular function: protein binding. Gene Ontology annotation, biological process: negative regulation of canonical Wnt signaling pathway. The coding region runs from base 572 to 1654 and encodes 360 amino acids. Gene Ontology annotation, cellular component: plasma membrane. Lineage: Eukaryota; Metazoa; Chordata; Actinopteri; Cypriniformes; Nemacheilidae. The record is from RefSeq and is a predicted model, not a curated record.
UACAAGAAUGUACCACCUGUAAAACUUCAAAACUUAGAGAUGGUUCUUGUUGUAACCUGUGUGGUCCUGACGCCCCUGUAAACAUGUGAAUGGUACGUUCCAGUGAUUAGCGCUCAGUGUAAAUUCAGGGAGCGGCAGGGGGAGAAUCACGUCUGAGCAGCGGCGCACACGGAGCGGUAUGCAUAGCAAGAACGGAACGUCUGGAUGUUAAUAACAGGAUCGGACACUUUUGGCGAAACUCGUGAUAAAGAAAUCUUUGUGUUUAAGAUUUAAGCGACGAUAUAAACGUUACGCGUACGGCUUUGACGCACAUGAAAAGACUCUUGUUCGCCGUUUUGGAUUUUGACUUUAAGUAAAGACUUCAAGGUCCAGGAAGACAUCCCACACAAGAAUGUAGAACAAAAGACAACGAAAUAUGUGAUAGCUUACUUCAUAUGGGAGAAUCGUCUGAAGAUCUCUAACUUUACUUACAUCGCCGUAUAAGGAGAGACAUAUUCCUGUUUAUUACCUCUGAAAAACGCGCAAGCUCGGAUUAGUGCGUUUGCUUGAACUGGAAAGAAAGCAAAUAAACAUGUGUAACUUGACUCUCUGCGUUUUGCUCUUCCUCGCGGCUUCAAGCUCAUCUUCCUGUCCUGUCCAUUGCGUGUGUGAAACCACAAUAGUGAACUGUGUAAACCAAGGCUUGAGAUCUAUCCCACAACCUCUUCCCAAAGACAUCACCACACUUAACAUCAAUGGAAACGAUAUAAGGAAUCUAAACAAUGAAUCAUUCCCAAGCCCUCUGGAGCAUUUAACAAGCCUUUAUGUGUCUGGAAGCCAAGUGGAGCAGUUAAACACUAUGGUGUUUGCUAACUUGCCAAGUCUUCGUUUCCUUGACCUCAGCAACAAUAUAAUUGUACAUUUCAGUGCUGAGGCUUUUUCUCAAGACAAUAAGGUAGAGGUUCUGAACCUCAGCAGAUCCUUAUACAAUUAUUCGUAUGUAGGUGUGUUUGCAAAUCUUUUCAAACAGAGCUUACCUAAGGUUUCCCAUCUUGAUUUAUCCAACAACAAACUGGUUCUCCUUCCAGAAGGCACAUUCACAGGUUUGUUGGACCUCACUGUUUUAGAUUUGAGGAACAACUCCCUUGUUUCAAUAAUGAAUGGCACGUUUCAGAACCGCGCACUUGAAGAGUUGGAUUUACGUGAUAAUGCAUUAAAAGACCUGCCAAAUGGUACUCUUGCAGACCUCUGUUUAAUUCCUGAUUUGAGAGUCAGGCUUGCAGGAAACCCCUGGCGUUGUGAUUGUAAUAUUGAGGACAUGUUGAUUUGGUUGAAGAGAUAUGAUCUUGUAGUUGACAAAUUAAAAAUUACCUGUUCUGCUCCGGCAGGGUUGAAACAUGUCUCACUUUUACAGCUAAAACAAUAUCAACUUCCAUGCACCUACACUGGUGAUUUAAAGGGUGUUCUGGAGACCUCCUAUGUCUUCCUGGGGAUGGUACUUGCCCUCAUUGGAGUCAUCUUCCUGCUUGUCCUUUACCUCAACAGAAAAGGAAUCAAGCGGUGGAUCUACAAUAUCCGUGAUGCCUGCAGAGACCAUAUGGAGGGGUACCAUUACAGAUAUGAGAUCAACUCAGACCCACGGCUAGCCAACCUCAGCCUCAAUUCAGAUGUGUGAGGAGACAUGCUGAAUGUUAGAACUGGCUUGCACAACUAGCAUGCAAUGAUUUGAGUCUAGCUUUGCAUGAAUUUAUACAUAUAUGUGUAGAGUUUGCUGUGACAUGCAUUCUUUCUCAUCAGACAGAAUUAGCUGGAUUUUGCAGGCGUCAACCCUGUUAUGCUCGCUGGAUCUAAUUCAUACAUGCUGAUGUGUUGCUAUAAUGUUGUCCAGUGGUGCAUGAAUCGAGAACAAAUUUUUAUUUUUAUAACGAAAGGACUGAAUAGGACUGUGGAGGUUAUCUCUUAUUCUGACGAAAUGCAAGCAUAACACAAACUAUUAUUCAUUGGAAGUUUUUUAUAGCUUAAACUGUCUCUUUUACUAUUCAAACUGGCAUGCAUGUGUUUACGUAUUUUUCAUUGAUGUAAAAUUAUGGUAAUAGCUAGUUUUUUAUAAUCAGUUUCUGGUUUUUACGUUUACAUUUGUUGUCUGUACAUAGAUCAACUCUUCUCUCUGAGAUGCCUUGUUAAAUAAAAGGUCUUGCACUGA